AUGGAUUGGCAACUAACAUGUCGAGUAUGUCUGGAAACUGGCGAUAUGGUUUCAUUAUUUGAUUGGGAUGAAAAUAAUGAACAACUUGCCGACAAAUAUACCUACUGCAGCGGCAUAGAGGUUACUAAAAAUGACUCAUUGCCUACACUUAUUUGUCUAAAUUGUGUAGAUCGUCUAACAUUUGCUUAUCAGUUCAAACAACAAUGUAUUACUUCUACGGAAACAUUAAAAGAAUGUCUCGAAGAAUUUACGAAGAGCCAGGCUGAAGUUUCAGUACCAAAAAAAGAAAUUAAUGAUACAGAAACAAUUACAAUUAAGCAAGAGAAUGGUUUACUUCUUCAGUAUGAACUUCCAGUGGAACAUGAUCCACAGGCCCAAUGGACCCGUACUGUUACAAAGACUCCAAGCAGUGCAGUUAUUACUAAAGCACCAGGUCCAAGAAAAAGGGGACGACCAAGGAAAUAUCCAAAUGAACAGGGACAAAUUGAUGUUUCACCAUAUCAGCGCAAAAAACCAAAAGAGUCACAAAAGGAGGAAGAAUCUCUUACGUCACUGCUUGCAUCAGGCUCAUUGGAUCUAAAAGAGGAGCCUUUGGACGAUGACGAGCCUUUUGAAGCAGAUGGAUAUGAUGCAACUGAUGAUCCUGAUUUCAACCCUGCAACUGAGGAUCCAGAUUCUGAACCGGAGAUUAAGAAAGAGGAAACACAACCAAGAAAACGCGGUCGACCACCCAAAGUCCGCAUAGACUCAGCAAAGACAAAAUUGGAUGAUGGUGAAGAUGUGCUACUGAAGGAAACGAUCCUAGCAUUCUCGGAGCCCAUUCCAGACCAUAUAUUGAACCCAAAGCCUAAGAAAAAGAAACCAUCUCAGCAAAAAAAGAAAUAUUCGUAUGAAAAGACGCACACAUGUGAAACAUGUGGUUCUUCAUUUACGUCCAAUGCUUCCCUCCAGGCGCAUAUACGACGGCAUUUGGGCAUAAAGCCAUUUGUCUGCAGCGUUUGCGGGUACGCGUGCGUUUUGAAUAUGGAGUUGCGACGUCACAUGAUGCGGCACACGGGCGUGCGUCCGUACAAGUGCCGCAUUUGCGACAGACGCUUUGGCGACUUUGGCAGUCGGCAGAAACACGAGAGCGUAUGUAUGUUCGCGUGCGUUACUAAUGAGGCUCUCAAGAGACACAUGCUGCGUCACACCGGGGAACGUCCGUACAAGUGCCGUAUAUGCGAACGAUCUUUCGGUGACUAUGGUACUAGACAGAAACACGAAAGAUUACACAUGGGCCUCCGACCUUACCAAUGCUCAUUGUGUGGGAAGGCCUUCACCUACUCCUAUGUACUGGCUAACCACAUGCUGACUCAUACUGGUGAGAAGAAAUACUCUUGCGAGCCUUGCAAUAAGAAGUUCACAAAGGCACACCACCUCAAGUACCACAACAAAAUCCACCAUAAGGAGCUUUAUAUACAGCAGCAGUUAGAGCAAGAAGCAAAGAAGAUAAGACAACAGUUGAACGUCAACAAUUUAUCCGGAGUUAUAUCUGGACAGAUUGUUGAUGGCACUUUACAACUUGUACAAGCUUCUUCUGAGGAUGGUGAGCAAGAAACACAAAUGGAGGUGGUUGAAGAGCAAGAUCAAGACGAUAACGAAAAGGAGACCAAUCGUGCCGUUGCUGAUAUGCAAGCAGUCGUUCUUGAUGCAGAAUUUAUAGAGGAAGAAGAUAGCAAAGAUCAAUAA
Molecule: messenger RNA, 1728 nt
Organism: Parnassius apollo (apollo)
Lineage: Eukaryota; Metazoa; Arthropoda; Insecta; Lepidoptera; Papilionidae
Source: the annotation of a GenBank genome assembly